AUACUCCGCUCCCACUACUGGCGCAACAACAAAGAUACUAUACCCGAAUGUGACCACCACGAGAUUAGUCGCACCUGCGGUGAACUCUGGAAAGCCUUGUCGUCUGAAGAGCAGCAAGUUUACCGAGACUUGGCUGAUGAUGCCAAGAAGGAUCACCGUGCGAAGUAUCCCAACUACAAAUUUAAGCCAGUGCCGCGAAAGAAAAAGACGAGGAAGAGAGUAGAUCCAUAUCCUCAUAUCAUAGAGGGUGCCAGGUUCGAAAUGUUGAUCGGAGGGGGAAUUAAUGGGGUGAAGCUGGAGAGGGCAGUGGAGAUGAAUGAUACUAUGCGCGAGGCCCCUUCUCCCUCAGCUAUCACCAACAGAGACCAAAUCGCUAUCUCGAUGCUCCAGUUUUCUGCUUCUGGGUGUCAAGAAGAGUUCAUCUGCAGUGAGGAAGAAAUUCUCAUCCCCACCUCAGGCUGCAACGUUCCAUCACUCGUCCUAGAUGCUCCCAACCUAGAAAUGGUCUGUCGAUUCUUUUUUCCGCCACAAUAG
This is a messenger RNA of Guyanagaster necrorhizus, 534 nucleotides long. RefSeq lists its product as uncharacterized. Gene Ontology annotation, molecular function: RNA polymerase II cis-regulatory region sequence-specific DNA binding; DNA-binding transcription factor activity, RNA polymerase II-specific. Lineage: Eukaryota; Fungi; Basidiomycota; Agaricomycetes; Agaricales; Physalacriaceae. The transcript has a single exon. The annotation marks the transcript as partial. The record is from RefSeq and is a predicted model, not a curated record. Gene Ontology annotation, cellular component: nucleus. Gene Ontology annotation, biological process: regulation of transcription by RNA polymerase II.